Messenger RNA from Didymodactylos carnosus, 999 nucleotides. NCBI's taxonomy places the organism in Eukaryota, Metazoa, Rotifera, Eurotatoria, Philodinida, Philodinidae. The record is from the annotation of a GenBank genome assembly.
AUGUUAAGACACCUCCUCACGAGCAAGCAGAUAACACAAAAGCAAUACGAACUCUUAAAACCUACACCAGAAGAUUGUGAACUACCUCAUCUCUAUUAUAAUCCGAAAGAUCAUAAAAUCGGAGAAUCUCUGCGUCCAAUAGUGAGCGGAAUGAAACGCCCUCAACGAUACAGACCAUUUCAGCAUAAUAAAGGUAAGUUCGUGAGACGCACAUAUGCCGAGGUGCUAGCUCGUCAAGAGCAACCACCGCUACUCAUGCACAUCAAUCCAUAUGACAUACUAUAUGAAGACCCGGCACCCGAACCAGAGUAUUACGAAGAAUACCAGCAACCGCAAAAGGUAAGGCAAAAAAAUAAUCGACCACAGGAACAACGGCGAAAGCAACAACCAAUAGCGGCCAACGACUACUUCCCGGCUAAUACAAUAAUAGAAACCGAUGACCUUUCGCCGAUCAAUGGUCAUCAUGAACAACCACCACAGGAAACCCCAGUCGGGCAAGCACAGGCUUCUCGUAUUUUGCGCCCUAUUCACAUCAUUCUCUCCUCAUCGAUGGCCUCUCGUAUACGGACAUUACAACUCUAUAAUCGAAAUAACCAUGUUCGCAUAAAAUCAAUUUCAGGUCACACAAUAUAUAAAUAUCAAGUAGAAAUUUCCAGUGGACAGUACAGGUAUUUGUUAUACGACACUGCAAGUCUGACAUUUGUAGUAGGCACAAAUGACAUCGCAUGGGACGAUGCAAAUACAGUAAUCGAUCGUAUAAAAACACUCAUAGAAACGACAAAACGACUUUAUCCCAAUAUAAAGCGUAUUUCAUUUGUAAAAAUUCAAUAUCGUACAAAAACCACAUCAUUCUACAAUCACUCCGUAACAACAAUGAAUAAAGAAAUAGAGCUGAGACGGCUUACACCCGAACUUUCAUGGUCGUCAACAAAUGGUGCUUACAUUUCUCCGAUAUUUCGAGAAACUUGUCCUGGCACUCCAAAAACAAAAUUCGAUUGA